AUGAGCUCCAUCAAGUUUGUGGUGUCCUCUCUGGACAUCAUUGUUGCUUCAAAAGAUGCACAGCGCAUCAAGCAGCUAGGCGAGGGCGCCAAGAAGGCACUCGAUGCCAUCAAGGAACAUGAACAGCUUCCCGACCCGGAAAUCGUCUUUGCGCCUUUGCAGCUCGCGACACGGACUAAUAACCCCCAGCUCACCACCGCUGCCCUCGAUUGCAUCGGCAAGUUGAUAUCGUAUUCCUACUUUUCUGCCGAAAACAAGCAAGAGCCUGCCGAAGGCGAUGACCAACGACAAUCCCCUCUUAUCGAGCGCGCAAUCGACACAAUAUGCGACUGCUUCCAAGGAGAGGCCACUGAGCCCGAAAUUCAAUUGCAGAUUGUCAAAUCGCUCUUGGCCGCUGUUCUCAAUGACAAAAUAGUCGUACACGGCGCUGGACUGCUCAAGGCAGUUCGCCAGGUUUACAAUGUCUUUCUCCUUUCACGCAGCACCCCGAACCAGCAAGUCGCCCAGGGCACCUUGACCCAGAUGGUUGGCACAGUCUUUGAGCGCGUAAAGACGCGACUGCACAUGAAGGAAGCUCGCUUCAAUUUGGGCAAUCUCAAACAUAGCUCAAGCAAUGUCACGUUUGACAACCAAGACGAUGUCAACGGUGCUGAUGAGAACGAGGACGGCGCCCAAACCGCGGGAGACGAGUCUGUCGAGCAGGAUACCGGCGCAAAGCUGACCCUCAAGGAUCUGGAGCAUCGGAAGAGCUUUGAUGACUCUGCUCUGGGUGACGGGCCUACCAUGGUCACCCACAUUAAAUCGUCCAAGAGCAACGGCGAGUCGGGGUCCUCGACACACGGCACGAACGCUGCCGAUGACGAAGACGAGCUCGACGCUGAAGACGAGGUCUAUAUCCGCGACGCCUAUCUUGUCUUCCGAUCCUUUUGUAAUUUGUCGACCAAAGUUCUCCCGCCGGAGCAGCUUUUCGACGUUCGCGGACAGCCUAUGCGAUCAAAGCUUAUUUCGCUUCAUCUCAUCCACACUGUCCUGAACAACAAUAUCUCCGUCUUUACAUCGCCGCUUUGCACCAUCAAGAAUUCCAAGAGCAACGAACCGACAAGUUUCCUCCAGGCCAUCAAGUUCUACCUGUGCCUCAGCAUUACGAGGAACGGCGCAAGCUCGGUCGACAAAGUCUUCGAAGUCUGCAGCGAAAUUUUUUGGCUCAUGCUGAAAUUCAUGCGACCAUCGUUCAAAAAAGAAAUCGAGGUCAUCUUGAACGAGAUUUAUCUAGCUCUCCUGUCUCAGAGGAAUGCACCGGUUUCCCAGAAGCUUUACUUCAUCACCAUUCUCAAUCGCCUGUGCGCCGAUCCCAAGGCUUUGGUGGAAACAUAUCUUAACUACGAUUGCGACCAGACCGUGGACAAUAUCUACCAAACGAUUAUCGAGGAUCUCUCCAAAUUUUCCACGGCCUCUGUCGCUGUUACCGCAGUCAACGAACAAGUAUACGAGGAGGCCAGAGCCAAGACACAGGCGGCAAGCGAAUGGCAGCUCAAGACUAUCCUGCCUCCUCCGUUGACCGUGGCUCAUAUUCUCCCACAACCAGAGCCGGAACCCGACUACCCGAAAGAAUACGCUGUGAAGCGCAUCGCCUUGGAGAGUCUUGUUGAAGCUUUAAAGUCAUUAGUGAACUGGUCGGCAUCGGUGCGGCCUGAAGCAGGAGUCGCGCGAGCCGAACAAGACGGGAAAGUCUCCAUCGAUGAGUUGCGCGGGUCUAUUGAUCCUGGCCUGAGCGAUACCACAUCACGCGUGGACACGCCAUUGCCACCUUCAACGCCUGUGCUUGACGAUGAUCCAGCCCAGUUAGAGAAAGACAAGGCCCGUAAAACAGCACUGACAAACGCCAUUCGGAAAUUCAACUUCAAGCCCAAGCACGGCAUUAAGGCUCUCGUCGCCGAAGGAUUCAUCCCGAGUGAUAGCCCGGACGAUAUUGCCAAGUUUCUUCUCAAGGAGGACAAGCUCGAUAAGGCACAGAUCGGCGAGUAUCUUGGUGAAGGAGAUCAAAAGAAUAUCGACACCAUGCAUGCCUUUGUUGAUUCGAUGGAAUUCACAAAGCGGCGCUUUGUCGAUGCCCUCCGAGUAUUUCUACAAUCUUUUCGCUUGCCUGGUGAGGCACAAAAGAUCGAUCGGUUCAUGUUGAAGUUUGCUGAGCGUUACGUUCUGGGCAAUCCAAAUGCAUUUGCCAACGCUGACACUGCGUACGUGCUCGCCUAUUCUGUGAUUCUUCUCAACACCGAUCUGCAUAGCAGCAAGAUCGCAAAACGCAUGACAAAGGAGGAAUUUAUCAAGAACAAUAGAGGCAUCAACGACAAUGCGAACCUUCCAGAUGACUACCUUGUUGGGAUUUACGACGAGAUUGCCAGCAACGAAAUCGUGCUCACCAGCGAACGUGCGGCUGCCGCGGCUGCCGGGAACGUACCCGCGCAGUCGACUGGGCUAGCUGCGGGCUUCGGCCAGGCGUUUUCCAAUGUUGGACGUGAUCUCCAAAGAGAAGCAUACGUGCAACAAUCUGAAGAAAUCUCCGUGCGUUCUGAACAGCUAUUCAAAAACCUGUUCAAGAGUCAGCGCCGAAGCACUACCAAAACUGGCCCGAAAUUCAUCCCAGCAACUUCGUUUAAGCACGUUGGUUCCAUGUUUGACGUGACCUGGAUGUCUGUCUUCUCAGCGCUGUCUUCUCAAUUACAGAAGGCACACAGCAUCGAAGUGAGCAAGCUGUGCCUUGAGGGCAUGAAACUCGCGACCCAGAUUGCUUGCACUUUUGAGCUGUCAACGCCUAGAGAAGCCUUCAUCUCUGCGCUGAAGAAUACCACCAACCUGAACAAUCCUCAGGAGAUGAUGGCUAAGAACAUUGAGGCUGUGAAGAUCAUUCUUGACCUCGGACAGACGGAGGGCAAUGUCCUCCGAGAAUCAUGGAAGGACAUUCUGAUGUGCAUCAGUCAACUGGAUCGGCUACAGCUCAUUUCUGGUGGCGUAGACGAGAGUGCCAUCCCGGAUGUUUCCAAAGCUCGCUUCAUGCCGCCCCCGAGAACUGAGACCGCGGACUCUAGGUCAUCAACAUCUUCGCGGUCGCGCAAUCGCCAUCGCUCAGGGACGGGCUCUCGCGGCUUUUCAAACGAAAUCGCCUUGGAGAGUCGCUCUGACGAAGUAGUUCGAAGUGUCGACCGCAUCUUCAGCAACACAGCCAACUUGUCGGGAGAUGCCAUGGUCUAUUUCGCCAAGGCGCUCACAGAGGUCAGCUGGGAUGAGAUUAGAGUCUCCGGCUCCAACGACUCGCCCCGUACCUACAGCUUGCAAAAGAUUGUGGAAAUCAGCUACUACAACAUGAAUCGCGUCAGAUUUGAAUGGAGCAACAUCUGGGUUGUACUCGGUGAGCAUUUCAACCAAGUCGGCUGCCACAACAACAUGAAUAUCGUCUUCUUUGCAUUGGACUCCUUACGACAACUAUCAAUGCGCUUCAUGGAGAUUGAAGAGCUGGCUGGUUUCAAGUUCCAGAAGGAUUUCCUGAAACCAUUUCAGCACAUUCUGGCCAAUUCAGACAAUGUCACGGUCAAGGACCUGGUCCUGAGAUGUCUGAUUCAAAUGAUCCAAGCGAGAGGUGCCAAUAUUCGUUCAGGGUGGCGAACUAUGUUUGGCGUGUUUACCGUCGCAGCUCGUGAAACUUACGAGAGCAUCGUCAACCUGGCCUACGAGAAUGUCAGCCAAGUUUACAAGGAAAAGUUCGGUGUCGUUGUCGCUCAGGGAGCCUUCACUGACCUUAUUCAGCCGGAAACCCGACAAGAUGCGAAAUCGGCGCCGAAAUCCAGCACGUCUGUCGAGGAGGGAUACUGGUUCCCGGUUCUUUUUGCAUUCCACGAUGUUCUGAUGACGGGCGAGGAUCUAGAAGUGCGGUCCAAUGCCUUGGAGUACUUCUUUGCUACCCUUGUCAAAUACGGCGGCGACUUCACCCCCGAAUUUUGGGACAUACUUUGGAGACAACAAUUGUACCCCAUCUUCAUGGUGCUGAGGUCACGCCCUGAGAUGGCAAACGUUCUGCAUCAUGAAGAGCUGUCUGUGUGGCUUUCAACAACCAUGAUACAAGCGCUGAGAAAUAUGAUCACUCUCUUCACUCACUAUUUUGAGUCGUUGGAAUACAUGCUUGAUAGGUUCUUGGAGCUGCUUGAGCUGUGCAUUUGCCAAGAAAACGACACCAUCUCUCGGAUUGGCAGCAACUGCUUGCAGCAACUUAUCCUCAAGAACGUGACAAAAUUCGCGCCGGAGCAUUGGACGAAGAUUGUCGGGGCUUUCUGCGAGCUUUUCGAGCGGACGACGGCUUAUCAGCUUUUCACGGCGGCCAAUGCGGCGUCUCCUGCUGCAUUGUCCAUGCCGUCCAACGGUACCGACUUUUCGAGCGGCCCCAGCCCUGUUGGAGAACCGACAGUAGAUGAAAAGUCUCUCAAAAUCAACGGCGGAGACGAAAAUGCAAGCAUAUCUGACAACGAGUCGAUGAACCGGCCACUAUCCCCACGCCCGCUGGAUGAUGAUACACGACGACCGUCCAUUGGUGCAGGAAGCCAAGCUCCGCUGGAAGAAUUCAAGCCGGCAUCUACACUACAGCAGCAGCCCGUUGUUGUCACUGCAGCACGAAGAAGGUUCUUCAAUCGUAUCAUCUCGCGCUGUGUUCUGCAGCUUCUUAUGAUUGAAACUGUCAACGAGCUUUUCAGCAACGACACUGUGUAUGCUCACAUACCGUCCGCAGAGUUGCUACGUCUCAUGGCACUGCUCAAGAGAUCCUUUCAAUUUGCAAGACGCUUCAACGACGACAAGGAGCUCCGCAUGAAACUGUGGCGAGAGGGCUUCAUGAAGCAGCCCCCCAAUCUCCUGAAGCAAGAGAGCGGCGCCGCUGCCACAUACGUAUCCAUCUUGUUCCGCAUGUUUGCCGACAAUGCUCCAGAGCGCCUAGACAGCCGGCCAGACAUUGAGUCCGCUCUCGUUCCACUGUGCAAGGACAUCAUAACUGGGUAUUCUACACUGGUGGAGGAGAGCCAGCAGCGCAAUCUUGCGGCCUGGCGUCCUGUUGUGGUGGAUGUGCUAGAGGGAUAUGCGACGUUUCCUGACGAUGCUUUCAAAUCGCACAUCGGCGACUUUUAUCCGCUCGCCGUGGAGUUGCUUCGAAGGGACUUGACUGCUGAUCUCCGGGGAGCUUUGCUUACGGUCCUGCGUCGGGUGGGCGAGGUGUCCCUGGGCAUAGAAGUUAUGGCGAGCCCGGGUGCAAAGAGACGAGAGAGCGUGGUCAGCGCCGUCUCCGAGGGACCCGCUGGGGAUCAAGAGCAAGCUGCACGCAAGAUGCUGUAA
Molecule: messenger RNA, 5370 nt
Organism: Akanthomyces muscarius
Lineage: Eukaryota; Fungi; Ascomycota; Sordariomycetes; Hypocreales; Cordycipitaceae
Exons: 2
Coding region: 1-5370 (1789 amino acids)
Biological process (GO): regulation of ARF protein signal transduction
Molecular function (GO): guanyl-nucleotide exchange factor activity
Source: RefSeq, a predicted model, not a curated record